UCAAUAAAAGUAAAUGAAUGAACAAAUGUUAUUUUGAAGAUAUAUUUGGAUUAAAUUCUGUAUUUAUUGGGAAUUAAUUGAAGGAUUACGGCCCAACAUAAAUAGGUAGGUCAUGUUGGUUUUCUGCACUGUCUCUACGGAGUGAAGGAGGGGUCAUUUUUGGGCUUCAGGAGAAAUGACGUUGGAUUUUAUAAAAGCAGGGUACGAUUUACUGAUUUAUUUACAGAAUUUACAGAAUUUACAGAAUUUACUAUACUUCAGACUUUUUGGAUAUCUCCUUGAAUCUUCAAUCAUAUCCAAUCAUCUCUCUUACCUAUCCCUUAAUAAAGGUUUCUACAAAGACAAACAAUCAAUAUCCACCCUCCCCUCCAUACAUACAUACCACCGUCCCUCUCACACAAUGACAACCCCUAGAGUCUUCGUAAUCCGUCACGGCGAAACCGAAUGGUCUCUUAAUGGUCGCCAUACAGGUACCACCGAACUGCCUCUUACGGCCAAUGGAGAAAAAAGAAUUCGUGCAACAGGACGAGCAUUAAUCGGUGAUGAUCGAUUGAUUGUUCCUAGAAAUUUAGCUCAUAUGUAUGUAUAUUUCAUCCUCUUUCUCGGAUCUCAAAAAUUCAUCCUUUCCAAAUAGUCUGCCUCCACGGCAGUGGCUCCCGGAGGGCCAGUGGAGCGACAUCCAUUGAAUGUCUAAGUUGAUAUUAAUGGGGGCAAGCCCCCAGACCCCCAUUUGCUCGCUGCGCUCGAAUAUUGCCCUUUUUGUUCAUAGAUUUGAGACAUCACUCAAAACAAGAUAGCCUCCAGUUCUGACAACCACACAGUUAUGUAUCACCUCGGAAGCGCGCACAGAGAACUCUUGAACUUCUUGAAGUAGGAUGUGCUGAGAAGCUGCCAUGGGAAGAGCAACGAAAACAUGCUGAAUCUGGUGAGCACACUCAGUUCCUUUACAUCGCCCUCUUGAUCCAAACAUCAUUUCAUAUACUCUACGAUCCUUUCCCUAUUUCAAUUCCAAUCUUCACCUAAACACUUCCAAAAAUAAGCAAAAAACCACUCCCUAACCCAAUACCAAGGAAUUCGCACAUCAGCCAAAGUAGAAAUAACCCAAAACAUCCGCGAAUGGGACUACGGAUCCUACGAAGGCAUAACCUCCGCACAAAUCCGAUCCGAUCGCAAAGCAGCCGGACUCCCCGAAUGGGAUAUCUGGCGAGACGGCUGUCCAGACGGAGAAUCCCCCGAACAAGUCACCGAAAGAAUCGACGCUCUCAUCUCAGACAUCCGAACCAAAUACCACGGACCAGUUAUUGGGAAAAGUAAAAAAGAGGCUGGACCAAGUGAUGUAUUAAUCGUAGCUCAUGGACAUAUUCUCCGAGCGUUUGCGAUGAGAUGGGUAGGUAAGACGUUGAUGGAUGGACCUACGUUUUUACUUGAGGCGGGAGGUGUAGGUACGUUGAGUUAUGAACAUAAGAGUUUGGAGGAACCGGCUAUUUUACUUGGGGGAGCGUUUAUGGUGGAUGUGGUGGAGAAUUCGGCAAGUGAUGAGAGGGGGAGGGUGAUUGAGGAGGAGAAGAGGAAGGAGGGGAAAUAAGCGAAGGGUAUUUUUUUCGGUUAGGGGGGAUAGGAAUAAAAUAGAUGGUUUUAAAAAGAUUAAUACAGAGGAGUAUUUUUAAAUAUAUAGAUUUUAUGAUCAUGAUCCGG
Sclerotinia trifoliorum is the source of this 1695-nucleotide messenger RNA. The record is from the annotation of a GenBank genome assembly. Lineage: Eukaryota; Fungi; Ascomycota; Leotiomycetes; Helotiales; Sclerotiniaceae.